Molecule: messenger RNA, 2079 nt
Organism: Cynara cardunculus var. scolymus (artichoke)
Lineage: Eukaryota; Viridiplantae; Streptophyta; Magnoliopsida; Asterales; Asteraceae
Product: 3-oxoacyl-[acyl-carrier-protein] synthase II, chloroplastic-like
Exons: 15
Coding region: 74-1717 (547 amino acids)
Biological process (GO): fatty acid biosynthetic process
Cellular component (GO): chloroplast stroma
Molecular function (GO): 3-oxoacyl-[acyl-carrier-protein] synthase activity
Source: RefSeq, a predicted model, not a curated record
CUCCUCCUCCGUCUCUCCGCCGCCACGGCUGCAACACCUUCUCCUUCACAAUCCAACAUUACCCUUACCCUAGAUGGCGGCGUCUUCCCUUGUCUGUUCAUGGAUAGUAGCGGCCUGCAUGUCUGUCUCUUGCCAAAAUCAACAACACUCCUCCCUCCUCUCCUCCAAACCACCAGGUUCAACCAACAUCAGAUGGGCUCGCAAACGCAGACUCUUAUCUAAAUGCAACAACGCCACCACAUCCAAUACCAUUGAGGCCUUCAUGUCCUCUUGUUUAUCUCCAUGCGAUCGAUACUACACCUCUCAUCCACUCUCACUUUCCUCCUCUGACUUUUUCGGCGCUGCUUCCCUUUUCCGAUCCACCAAUGUUCCCCUUGCUCGCAGGCGACGCCGUCCCACGCCCUCAGGUGAAGCAAUGGCUGUAGCCAUUCAACCUUCAAUGGAGACCGUGACGAAAAGGAAACCUCCAACAAAACAAAGGCGAGUGGUUGUGACAGGAAUGGGUGUGGAGACCCCAAUUGGUAACAAUCCAAACGAGUUCUAUAAUAAUUUGCUAGAAGGUGUCAGUGGCAUUAGUGAAAUUGAGGCAUUUGAUUGUUCCAACUAUCCAACUAGAAUUGCUGGAGAGAUAAAAAAUUUCUCAACAAAUGGAUGGGUGGCACCAAAACUCUCUAAGAGGAUGGACAGGUUUAUGCUCUACAUGCUAACUGCUGGCAAGAAAGCUUUGGCAGAUGGUGGGAUAACUGAAGAUCAAAUGGAUGAGCUAGAUAAAUCUAGAUGUGGAGUUCUGAUUGGCUCUGCUAUGGGUGGUAUGAAGGUUUUCAAUGAUGCCAUAGAAGCAUUGAGGGUCUCAUAUAGGAAGAUGAAUCCUUUUUGCGUCCCCUUUGCAACUACUAAUAUGGGAUCUGCAAUGUUGGCCAUGGAUCUGGGAUGGAUGGGUCCAAACUAUUCUAUCUCUACGGCUUGUGCCACAAGCAACUUCUGUAUAUUGAAUGCAGCAAAUCACAUCAUCAGAGGUGAAGCUGAUGUGAUGCUUUGUGGUGGCUCAGAUGCUGUCAUAAUACCUAUAGGAUUGGGAGGCUUUGUGGCAUGUAGGGCUCUAUCUGAGAGGAACAAUGACCCUGUCAAAGCGUCUCGGCCAUGGGAUUCGGGCCGUGAUGGGUUUGUUAUGGGAGAAGGAGCUGGAGUCCUAUUGUUGGAAGAACUUGAGCAUGCUAAGAAAAGGGGUGCUAAAAUCUAUGCAGAGUUUCUGGGUGGAAGCUUCACUUGUGAUGCGUAUCAUAUGACAGAGCCUCAUCCUCAAGGUACUGGUGUCAUUUUAUGCAUAGAGAAGGCCUUAUCUCAGGCUGGGGUGGCCAGGGAAGAUGUGAACUACAUAAAUGCACAUGCUACAUCAACACCAGCUGGAGACCUUAAGGAAUACCAUGCUCUUCUUCAUUGUUUUGGCCAGAACCAAGAGUUGCGCGUGAACUCCACAAAAUCUAUGAUAGGUCACCUUCUAGGAGCAGCUGGUGCUGUUGAAGCUGUUGCAACUGUACAGGCAAUACGGACGGGUUGGAUUCAUCCAAAUAUUAAUCUUGAAAAUCCAGACGAAGGCGUGGACACAAAAGUGCUGGUGGGUCCAAAGAAAGAAAGGCUGGAUGUGAAGGUGGCCUUGUCUAAUUCAUUUGGAUUUGGGGGUCACAACUCAUCAAUAUUAUUUGCGCCUUUCCAAUAGUUGGUGCAGACUAGUUUGAGCAAACAAUAUGGAUGCAUGGUGUCUGUUUUAUUGCUAUGUUGAUGAAAACAAUGAAUGGUGGGAAAGAGAAACAGUGGAAGAUGAAGGAGAAUGAGCUAAUGUAAUUGUCACUCACUGCUCUUGUGUUUGGAUAGACCUUCACUUGACUGUUGCUUCCAUCUGUACUUUUGUCAAAGUAGAUGAAUGAAUAUAUUGUUGGAUUUUGGCCCAUCAUAUUAUUAUAAUAUUUUGUUGUUUUCAUCAUCUGUUUGCUACUUAUAAUAACUAAUGGUUUCUUAAUAGUCAUCCACAUGUAAGUUGUAACUCAUAAAAUAAAUACCACCUCUGAGCUCUUAUUUUCU